CAGAUUACUUUAUGGCUAAACAAAAUAUAUGAGAAUCAGCCUAUUCCACAGUAUGAAGUGAAUGCAAGGACAGUUGAUAUCUUGUAUGACCUUGUAGAAUGCAGUGAAGCCAGAGACAGGGAUGCUUCCUUGCUGAUAGAGGACAUGAAGCAGAGGGCGGCAGAAUAUGAAGCAGAAGCUAACUAUCUACAGGGCCUUCUUGCAGAAAGCUUGGAUCUUUCACUGUCUGUCACAGGCAUCAGCAACCUCGAUGUCCUGGUGAACAGUGCAAUGGCACUUGAAACAAAGGACACUUCUCUUGCCAGCUUCUUCGGUGCCAUCAAUGAUAUGACAUUGGAGAUGUACACAACAGAAUCCAAAAACAGAGAAAUGAAACUGGAAUUGGCCAACAUUGGGAAAAAACUAACUGCAGCGUUGAUGCUGGAAGAGCAGUUAAAGCAGGAUCUUAAAACAACAGAGGAACUUCUGCAAGUAGCAGAGGACAAAGCUCGGAGCCAAGACCAGACAGUGAAGUUCCUGAACGAGAAAUGUUCAGAUUUAAAAGACAGAAUCAAGGUUGCUGAGGAGCAGCUUUCUGCCAUGAGGUUGGACCAGUCGCUGACACACGAGUCACUCGUGAGCCUGUCUGAGGAACUGGCCAGACUGCAGGAAGAAAUUGUGCCUUUGAAGAAGCAACUGGAGUUCUACCUAGAUUUAACUCCUAAUCCUUUACUUGCACAAGUGAAGAUUGAAGAAGUAAAACGAGAACUGGAUGCCUUGGAGGCAGAGUUCUCAGAGGAGGUUGAUGUGCUGAGUCUUGAGAUGGCAAAGUCCAGCAAGUUCCCCUGA
This is a messenger RNA of Leptosomus discolor (cuckoo roller), 828 nucleotides long. The record is from RefSeq and is a predicted model, not a curated record. NCBI's taxonomy places the organism in Eukaryota, Metazoa, Chordata, Aves, Leptosomiformes, Leptosomidae.